Molecule: messenger RNA, 585 nt
Organism: Suillus subalutaceus
Lineage: Eukaryota; Fungi; Basidiomycota; Agaricomycetes; Boletales; Suillaceae
Exons: 4
Coding region: 1-585 (194 amino acids)
Source: RefSeq, a predicted model, not a curated record
AUGCCAGCAGGUUGGCCAAUCAUUCACACCACCCCGGAGGCCAAGCUUGCAGCAGAACGUGAAAAGCAGCGCAACUAUUAUGCUAGGCACAAGGCCAGCAUCAAUUUGAAACGGCAGCUUGCUUCACAUCACAUGCCAAACACCUGCAAAAUGGACUCCCAGGCUAUCGAUGUGCUGGAGGCAGAUACUGCGCAUGAUCUCUCCCCUGAGCCCAAGACACUUUCAGAUUGCUUAGGGAUCGUGAGAGAUGCCAAGAACAAGCUGGUUGCUCUCGCUCCAACACCUAUUGCAUACGUGGAACAACUUCUCCACAAAUAUGUUGCAUCCGUCCCAGAUGCCACCGACGGUGAAGCCACAAGUGGAGAUAUUUCCAUAAUUAAGGAUGCCAUCCAGACCAUUGGAAGUAUCCACGACAAGGCGCACCAUGGUCAUGAUAGGAUUUGGGACAUAUGCGGAGUCUGUGAUGAGUGGAGGGCCACUGAAGAAGAUAUCUUGUGGUAUCUCAACAUAAGCUAUGGUGAGCUUGCCUACGCUUUCGUGGCCAAGGAGUUGAUGUAUCAAAACGACGAUGAUCUGAGCCUGUAG